Messenger RNA from Melitaea cinxia (Glanville fritillary), 1314 nucleotides. It is a transcript of the gene rin, whose product is annotated as ras GTPase-activating protein-binding protein 2. The record is from RefSeq and is a predicted model, not a curated record. NCBI's taxonomy places the organism in Eukaryota, Metazoa, Arthropoda, Insecta, Lepidoptera, Nymphalidae. The transcript is spliced from 8 exons. Gene Ontology annotation, molecular function: mRNA binding. Bases 1 to 1314 code for a protein of 437 amino acids. Gene Ontology annotation, cellular component: cytosol; ribonucleoprotein complex.
AUGGUAAUGGAGGCGUCCCCGUCCCCGCAGAGCGUUGGCCGCGAGUUUGUCCGUCAGUACUACACGCUGCUCAACAAGGCGCCGGCCCAUCUGCAUAGGUUCUACAACAACUACUCGUCAUUCGUGCACGGGGGCCUGGACGCGCCCAACCGCGAGACGCUGCCCGUCGUCGGUCAAAAACAGAUUCACAACCGCAUCCAGCAGCUCAACUUCCGGGACUGCCAUGCCAAGAUUAGCCAGGUGGACGCGCAGGCGACGCUCGGCAACGGCGUGGUGGUGCAGGUGACGGGCGAGCUGUCCAACGGCGGCGCGCCCAUGCGCCGCUUCACGCAGACCUUCGUGCUGGCCGCGCAGUCGCCCAAGAAGUACUACGUGCACAACGACAUCUUCCGCUACCAGGACAUAGUAUUUUCGGACGAGGAGGGCGAGGGUUCCGGGCGCUCGGAGGGCGAGGAGGAGGAGGGCGUGGCGACGGGAGGGUACUUCCCGCCCGCGCCCACCUUCCCGCCAGCACCCUUCCCCGCGCCGCCCGCCCCGCCGCACGCACCGCUGCUGUCGCCGCCCGCCCAGGCCGCACCGCCCGCCCCUGCUGCGCAGCAGCCCGCCCCCGCCGCGCCCGUGCCCCACCUCAAUGGACACCCGCCCCAGCACGAUGACCACACACGCCAUCUCGUCGCUGCUCUGCAGGGUGACGCGGCCCCGGCGCCCGACCGCGAGGCCGACGUGGCGCCCGAGCCGGCGCCGCAGGCCGAGCCCGAGCGGGAGCCCUCGCCGCCGCCGCAGCCCUCGACCCCCGCACCACCGGAGCCGAAGACAUACGCCAACCUGCUGAAGUCGGGCGCGUCCCGCGGCUCGCCGCCGGCGCCCGCCCCCGCAGCCGCCCCCGCCCCCGCCCCGACCGCCGCGCCCGCCCACCACGAGCCCCGCGCGCGCCCCCCCGCGCCGGCCGAGGGCGGGCGGCGCUACUCGGACGCGCAGCAGCUGUUCCUCGGCAACCUGCCGCACUCGGCCACGGAGGACGAGCUGCGCGCGCUGUUCGCGCGCUUCGGGCCCGUCGCCGAGCUGCGCGUGCACAGCAAGCCGGCCGCGCCCGGCGCGCCGCGCCACCCCAACUACGGCUUCAUCACCUACGAGACCGCGCAGGCCGCCGCCGACUGCCUCAGCGCCGCCCCGCUGUUCUUCCCCGGCGAGGGCGAGGCCGGCGUGAAGCUCAACGUGGAGGAGAAGAAGACGCGCGGCCGCGAGGCGCCGCGCCGCCGCCCGCUGUCCUCGCACCGCGCCGCCUUCGCGCCGCGCCAGCCCUACCGCCGCUAG